This is a messenger RNA of Owenia fusiformis, 1833 nucleotides long. Lineage: Eukaryota; Metazoa; Annelida; Polychaeta; Sabellida; Oweniidae. The record is from the annotation of a GenBank genome assembly.
UCAUCAAUAGAUGAAAAUGAUUGCAUGGCAUAGCAUAUCUUGGGCUCUGAUUCCGAGUAGGAUUGUGAUGAUGACAAACGCCAUGUUGAUAUAUUAUCUGUCCCGGAUUUAGUUAGAGGCAUCAACCACAGUGAUUUUGUGGUAACUCUGAAAGAUUAUUACACUAAGGACAGGUGUGAUGAAAUAGAGGUGUUGACGCGUGGUCAAUCUGACAAUGAGUAUUGGAGGAAAUAUCGCACCGGCCGUAUUACAUCUUCAAUAGUUCAUGCCAUCAGUCAUGCUACUGACACUACCAUGGCAAAGAAAGACAAUUAUUUGCUAAAGAAAAUCCAUAGUCAAGAACACUUUACCCCAGCUGCAACUGAUUUUGGUAUUAAGCACGACGAUGAAGCCAGGAUCCUUUAUCAGUCUUCCAUGAAAGAGAAACACAAGAAAUUUCAGUGUAAACAAUCUGAUUUUGUGAAAAACCACUCCCUUCCUAUUUUGAGUGGAAGUCCAGAUGGUGUCAUCUCUUGUGAAUGUUGUGGAAGGGGACUUUUAGAAAUCAAGUGUAGUUAUAAGUACAUGUAUAGGAAUGAAUUUACGGAGAAACAAUCUGGUUAUAAGUGCUACUUUGAUGAAGAUGGAUCUGACCACAUCCUGGUUGCAGACAUGGACAACAACAGAGUAAAUCUCCUUAACCAUUAUGGUAAAUUCAUUCCUUAUCUGCUGACCAAGGAAGAUGGUUUGUACAACCCACAAUCUGUUGCCAUCAAGCAGGAGGGGCAGAAGGUAGUGGGAGACAGGAAUGGCAACAUAUUCACUGUCACAUACAGGAAUCAGCAACAUGGAGGCUCAUUGUAUAAAGGCUUGGAUAAAGAUGGCUGGGAAGUUUUUAAAUACGGGAAGGACGGCAGUGGUCCGGAUGACUUAUACAACCCCUUUGGUCUCUGUACAGAUGGAUCAAACCACAUCAUAGUUGCAGACAACACCAACCUCAGGGUACAUCUCUUGACCCCUGAUGCUAAAUUCAUUCGCUAUCUGUUGACAAAGGAAGAUUGUACGAUCUGUUGCAAUCAAGCAGGAGGGGCAGCUGGUAGUGGGAGACAGGAAUGGCAACAUAUUCACUAUCACAUACAGGAAGUGAGAAAAUACAAACUGUUGAAAGAUCUUAAAAAGAACAACUCUCAUAUAACAUCAACUUCACAUGGCCAACUUGCAUUUACCAACGUGACCAACAUCAUAAGUGUCUAUGGUUUAGACAGGACCCCCAAAUUGAACCUCAUGUGUAGAAAACCUGCAGCUGAGCUACAGCUAAAAGGUAUAACAUCAACCCCUGCAGGUGGGAUGCUUGUAUGUGAUCAACCCACCAAGACAGUGUACCGUGUGAAUCCAUCUACUGGAGAUACGACUCCUCUCAUCAAGCCUGACAGUGACAACAACAGGGUACAUGUCCUGACACCUGAUGGUAAAUUCGAACGUUAUCUGCUGACCAAGGAAGAUGAUGGAUCAAACCACAUCAUAGUUGCAGACAACACCAACCUCAGGGUACAUCUCUUGACCCCUGAUGCUAAAUUCAUUCGCUAUCUGUUGACAAAGGAAGAUGGUACGAUCUGUUGCCAUCAAGCAAGAGGGGCAGCUGGUAGUGGGAGAUGGGAAUGGGAACAUAUUCACUGUCACAUACAGGAAAUGGGACGCCUGCAUGGGGCAUCACCUGUAGAAGAGCUGCUUGUAUGUGAUCCCACCACCAAGACAGUGUACCGUGUGAAUCCAUCUACUGGAGAUACGACUCCUCUCGCCAAGCCUGGUACAUGCCAGUCAGUGGCCUCGUUAUGUGGCAUCAACAACAUCUGA